AUGGGCACCCUAGAGGCAGCUAAGGAGGUCUUAAAAGGCUCCCCUUUUAGCCUUAACCUAGCUAAAAGCAAGGAAAAGGCUAUAGAGGACCUUAAGCUAGAAGGCUUAAAAGCCUUAGAGGCCCUGCAAGACCUUCCUAAGCAGCACUCUUUGCUUCUUCUUAGAGGCAGUAUCCAGCUACUUCUAAGGCACCUCCAGAGGCAACUAGACCCAGCCGGGCUAGAAGACCUUUGGGAAGAGGCUGAUACCCUUAUAAGAGAGGCUAUUAUAGCCCUAGUGGCUAGAAGCCCUACCCUUCCAGUCAGAGAGGGAGGCCUAGGAAUACCCUUACACAGAGACCUAGCCCACGAGCUAUUCCUAGCAGCUAGGGAGGCCUCGCAGCCUACCCUAGGCCUCAUCCGGAAGCCCCUAGCCCAGCCUACCCUAGACCAAAGCCAGCCUAACCAAGGCCAGCCUAGACUAGGGAAAACAGCCCAACAGGUGCUAAAAGAAGCUAAUAAGGCUAGGCUAGCAGGCUUCUUAGAGGACCUCCCCCCUAGCUAUAGGCAUGCUAGGCUAGAAAAUGCUAGCUAUCUCGGCCAUAUAACCCAUAAAGAAGCCCAAAAGUCCUCUUAUCGGGGCCCGCGAAAGUAA
This is a messenger RNA of Fusarium vanettenii 77-13-4, 633 nucleotides long. RefSeq lists its product as uncharacterized. The transcript has 5 exons. The record is from RefSeq and is a predicted model, not a curated record. Lineage: Eukaryota; Fungi; Ascomycota; Sordariomycetes; Hypocreales; Nectriaceae. The coding region runs from base 1 to 633 and encodes 210 amino acids.